This is a messenger RNA of Olea europaea var. sylvestris, 1318 nucleotides long. RefSeq names its product 2-oxoglutarate-dependent dioxygenase AOP3-like. The transcript is spliced from 3 exons. The coding region runs from base 76 to 1017 and encodes 313 amino acids. NCBI's taxonomy places the organism in Eukaryota, Viridiplantae, Streptophyta, Magnoliopsida, Lamiales, Oleaceae. The record is from RefSeq and is a predicted model, not a curated record. Gene Ontology annotation, molecular function: dioxygenase activity.
UCAGGCACAUCACAAUAGUGUAUCUUACUAAUUGUCUCUUGGGAAACUCACAAACACCCACACAAACACAAACUCAUGGGUUCUCUCAAUGUUCACAAGCUUCCUAUCAUUGAAUUCACACAUGAUACCAUGAAACCGGGGACAGCAUCAUGGUGUAAAGCGUGCAAAGAAGUGAUUUCAGCCCUAGAAGAAUAUGGCUGUUUUGUGGCAUCCUAUGAUAAAAUUUACUCGGAAUUAAAUGAUGGAGUUUUUCACGCAUUAGAGGAACUUUUUAAUCUUCCCACUGAAAUUAAAGUCCAAAAUAGGUCUACUAAACCAUUGUAUGGGUAUGUGGGACAAAUCCCACUUAUUCCUCUCUAUGAAAGCAUGGGUAUUGAUGAUGCCAACACACUUGAAGGAAUUCAAAGUUUCACCAAAGUCAUGUGGCCUAAUGGAAAUGAUGUCUUCAGUGAAAAACUACUGCCAUACACUAAAUUAGCAGCAGAAUUGGAAAAAAUUGUGGUAAGGAUGGUAUUCGAGAGCUAUGGGGUGGAGAAGUACUUUGAUUCCCACAUCAAGUCAGCUAAUUAUCUUUGUCGAGUUAUGAAAUACAGAGAAGCAAAAGUUAAUGAAAGUAAAAUGGGCUUUGUCUCUCAUACGGACAAGAGUUUCAUGUCCACAAUUCAUCAAAAUCGUGUAAAUGGUCUGGAGAUCAAAGCAAAGGAUGGUGAGUGGUUUGGUGUUGAGCUCUCGUCUUCGUCUUCUGUCGUAGUUAUGGCAGGCGAUGCGAUUAUGGCUUGGAGCAACAACAGAAUAAAAUCUCCAGCUCACAAAGUGACGAUGGAAGGGAAAGAAGUACGGUACUCCAUUGCUCAGUUCUCAUUUAUGGAGGAAAUAGUGCAAACACCAGAAGAAUUAAUUGAUGAGGAGCACCCCUUACAGUAUAAACCAUUUGAUCACCUCAAAUUUCUUGACUUUUACAGCAAAGAAGAAAACAGGAGACUUGAGAGUGCUAUCAGAACCUAUUGUGGUGUUUGACAUGCUUAAUUUCGAUUGUGGUGUUAAUUUUACGAUACUGUCGAGAGUACUUAAUGCCAAAAAAACUACUAAAAUGUUUUAUUUAUUGUAAUGUAAUACUACAUAGUAAACAGUCGAAAGCAUGCAUAUAAGUUGUGAAAUAAAAAGUUUGCUUGAUCUAAUCCAUGUGAUAUCAAGAUUUAUCAUGAUCAUGCUAUAGUGGUGUUUAGUUAUUGGGAAUGUUGCUAUUUUAGAUAUCAAAUCAUGUUAGAACAUGCGUCUAAGUUAUGAAUAAUACUAUUUAGCCUCAUUGAAAUUGUAA